Molecule: messenger RNA, 939 nt
Organism: Lynx canadensis (Canada lynx)
Lineage: Eukaryota; Metazoa; Chordata; Mammalia; Carnivora; Felidae
Product: olfactory receptor 4F3/4F16/4F29-like
Exons: 1
Coding region: 1-939 (312 amino acids)
Biological process (GO): G protein-coupled receptor signaling pathway
Cellular component (GO): membrane
Molecular function (GO): olfactory receptor activity; G protein-coupled receptor activity
Source: RefSeq, a predicted model, not a curated record
AUGGAUGGAGGGAAUCACUCGGUUGUGUCUGAGUUUGUGUUUCUGGGACUCACUCAUUCAUGGGAGAUCCAGCUUCUCCUCCUGGUGUUCUCCUCUGUGCUCUAUGUGGCAAGCAUGACCGGGAACAUCCUCAUUGUGUUCUCUGUGACCGUUGAUCCUCACUUGCAUUCCCCCAUGUACUUCCUACUGGCCAAUCUCUCUUUCAUUGACUUGGGAGCCUGCUCUGCCACCUCACCCAAGAUGAUUUAUGACCUUUUCAGAAAGCACAAAGUCAUCUCUUUUGGAGGCUGCAUCGCCCAGAUCUUCUUCAUCCACGUCAUUGGUGGUGUGGAGAUGGUGCUGCUCAUCGCCAUGGCCUUUGACAGAUAUGUUGCCAUCUGCAAGCCUCUCCACUACUUGACCAUCAUGAGCCCACGAAUGUGCAUUUUGUUUCUGGCUGCUGCCUGGGCCCUUGGUGUCAGUCACUCACUGUUCCAACUAGCAUUCAUUGUUAAUUUACCCUUCUGUGGUCCUAAUGUAUUGGACAGCUUUUACUGUGACCUUCCUCGGCUCCUCAGACUGGCCUGUACAGAUACCUACAGAUUGCAGUUCAUGGUCACUGUUAACAGUGGGUUUAUCUGUGUGGGUUCCUUCUUCAUACUCCUCAUCUCCUAUGUCAUCAUCCUUUUUUCUGUUUGGAAACAUUCCUCAGGUGGCUCAUCCAAAGCCGUUUCCACCCUGUCAGCUCACAUCACUGUGGUCCUUUUGUUUUUCGGUCCAACCAUGUUUGUCUAUACAUGGCCACAUCUCAGUUCCCAAAUGGACAAAUUUCUUGCCAUUUUUGAUGCAGUCAUCACUCCUUUUCUGAAUCCAGUCAUCUACACGCUCAGGAAUAAAGAGAUGAAGGCAGCAGUGAAGAGAACUUUCAGACCAUUAAUGAUUUUUAGGAAGAUUUCAUAA